Messenger RNA from Ogataea philodendri, 1074 nucleotides. RefSeq lists its product as uncharacterized. The transcript has a single exon. Gene Ontology annotation, cellular component: SBF transcription complex; MBF transcription complex. The record is from RefSeq and is a predicted model, not a curated record. Bases 1 to 1074 code for a protein of 357 amino acids. NCBI's taxonomy places the organism in Eukaryota, Fungi, Ascomycota, Pichiomycetes, Pichiales, Pichiaceae. Gene Ontology annotation, molecular function: transcription regulator activity; DNA binding.
AUGCUCCAAAACGACCCAUCGAACCCCGUGAACUAUCCUAUCCAGCCGAUCCCGCCAGCCACCUCGGCCAGGAUCCCGAAGGAUCAGCAGGAACUGGUCCCUGUGGCUUCUGCGAUCACAAAACGAAAGUACUCAACCUCCAUCGACCCCCGCAACUAUCUGACGGUGUUUGAAUACAAGAUCAACGAUUCUUGGAUCAUAUGGGACUACUAUUCCGGCUUGGUUCACCUGACCGGCCUUUGGAAAGCCAUCGGUAAUUCCAAGGCAGAUAUUGUGAAACUCAUCGACUCCUCGCCCGAGCUUGAGCCGGAUCUCAAACGGGUCCGUGGAGGCUUUUUGAAGAUCCAGGGCACCUGGAUUCCGUUCGAAAUAGCCCGUAAGCUGGCUUCUCGGUUUUGUUACAAGAUCAGGUACGCGUUAGUGCCGAUGUUCGGUGAAUCCUUUGUCGACGAGUGUUUGAAACCGUACGAGAAAGGUUUCGGAAUGUUGCGUUUGAAAGUCAGUGACGAAGAACUCAAGAAGAAGAGAAGUAUCCGGCACAAGAGAACCACUUCGAACGGCUCGAUCUCGACCGCGGCAGCCAAGGUCGGCAAAAAGCCACGGUCCUCGUCUCAGGAUAUCGGGUAUCAGAAACUGUUACCCCCUCUCUCGCCAGACAUCAUUUCUCGAUACCAAGCUCCGAAAUCCGAGUUCUUCUCUUCUACUAACCAGCCCGUGCCCACUCCGAGAGUGUUUAAGAUGGAACCUAUCCAGCCCAAGGCAGACGGCCUCCUGUCAGUGUUGCGGGCCGCCCAGAACUUGGACGCCAAUCCUUUCUACGCCUCCACUGCACUCCGACCAUCCUCCACGCCGCUGUCGUCCUCGUCCACGACGUACUCGUCAUCCUCCUCGGUUUCUUCUGCGGAAUUCCCGAUCAGUCCUAUCGCCUCCUCAGCUUCGCUCAUGCAAUCGCAGUAUCAGUAUCAAUAUCCUCCUCGGGCCCUUGAAACUUCUUUCCGCUCCAAGCUAGAAGCUCCAGCAGCCUCCGAAACUGAUAUAAAGCGAAAAAUGAGUAUCAGCGAUCUACUUAUAUAA